Messenger RNA from Bolinopsis microptera, 1944 nucleotides. RefSeq names its product cytosolic Fe-S cluster assembly factor nubp1-like. Gene Ontology annotation, cellular component: cytosol. Bases 29 to 976 code for a protein of 315 amino acids. Gene Ontology annotation, biological process: iron-sulfur cluster assembly. The transcript has a single exon. The record is from RefSeq and is a predicted model, not a curated record. NCBI's taxonomy places the organism in Eukaryota, Metazoa, Ctenophora, Tentaculata, Lobata, Bolinopsidae. Gene Ontology annotation, molecular function: 4 iron, 4 sulfur cluster binding; ATP-dependent FeS chaperone activity; ATP binding.
CAGCAACGUCGUUUAGCCAUUGAUUCCCAUGGCAGAUUCAAAUGGGAUCCCUGCGAACGCACCUGUGUCGUGUCCUGGACCCUCAGCAAGCAAUGCUGGAAAACUUGAGGGAUGUGCUGGCUGUCCCAAUCAGAAACUUUGUUCAACCGGAGAAUUUAUGUCAGAUGUAUCACCUGCAGAGGUCAAAAAGCAAUUAGUUGGUGUUAAGAACAAAAUUCUUGUCCUUUCAGGUAAAGGUGGUGUGGGCAAAAGUACAGUAACUGCUGAAAUUGCUCGUGGUUUGGCUAAGCUUGACUUUUCUGUUGGUGUAUUAGAUAUUGAUGUAUGUGGUCCUUCCUUAUCUCGCAUCAUGGGUGUGAAUGGCGAAACAGUUCACAAGAGUAGUUCAGGUUGGAGUCCAGUUUAUACCCUUGAUGACAUUGCUGUUAUGAGUAUAGAUUUUCUCCUAAGUUCUGAGGAGGAUGCUGUGAUAUGGCGUGGUGCUAAAAAGAAUGGAAUGAUCAAGGAAUUUCUGUGCUCAGUGGACUGGGGUGACCUUGAUUGUCUGAUCAUUGAUACACCCCCUGGUACAUCUGAUGAACACUUAGCAAUUGUAUCCCUUUUUAAGCAAAGCAAGGUUAAUGGUGCUGUUUUAGUGACAACACCUCAAGAAGUAUCUCUUAGUGAUGUCAGAAAAGAGAUCAGUUUUUGUCGGAAACUCAAGAUCCCCAUGAUUGGCCUUGUUGAAAACAUGUCCUCAUAUACUUGCUCAAAGUGCCAGACUAAAUCUCAAAUAUUUCCUGCUACUUCUGGGGGAGGUACUGCACUUGCUGCUUCCGAGAAUAUCCCCUUACUCUGUUCAUUGCCACUUGAUCCAUUUGUUGGCCGUUCAGGGGAUAAUGGAUUGUCAGUUCUUAGCGAAGCUCCAGCUGCAAAAAUUUCUGCCGGAUAUAGAUCAAUUGUAGAACAAAUUAUUGAAUUUUGCAACCUUAAGUGAUCGCUCUUUGGGUUGUUCACUUGUAACGUAACCACUGAGGAUGAGAUGGGGUUUUUUUCGCUACUGUAAUUUUAACACAAUAGAUAUUUGUAAACCCACAUCCAGAAAGUUAAAAUUUUCCUCGCAGAUACAAAUUUUCUGUUUUCUGUGGCCCGCCCGCUUCGCUCGCAAAUUUUCCACUUUUGCAAUGCUGGUGAGUGAAGCAAGACAGUCUUAAGCAUUUGGAGCUAGGCCCCAGAAAAAUUUUUUGCGUUUUUGCUUGGCCACAUUGAAAUCUACAAUAACAAAAUAUCUGAAGUCCUUCAAAAAAGUGUAUUACAAAAUGACUUUCUCAUACAACCCACAAGUAAAACAUGGCCAGCUUGCACCAUCUUUCGUAGUUAUCACAAAUUAUUAUAUUUGCCUUGCAGAGUAAAGGUAACCAUAUACUGAGAAAUGUAGAGUGCAUACAACUUAAACUUUCGUACAGACAUGAAUUGAAGAUAUGUUUGCCGCAGGCAAAAAUUCUUGCUGAUUUUGCCCACACAGAAGGCCUAGAAGCAAUUUGGCAAUAGAGAUCAUUUUCAAACACAGUUUCAAGAACGUUUCAAAGAACUGUUAAUUUUUCCUCUUUCAUUUGUCAAAAAUUUUGGAUCUCCUAUUUACCCCAGAAAAUUCAUGGUAAAAUGUUUCAAAAUUCAGAUCGUAAACUUUAAAAAUUUCCUCUUUGGCACCAAAAAUUUCCUCUGAAAUCGAAAAUUUCCCUGCAGAUUAUCUGCUGGUCUGCUAAGGUUUCUGGCUGUGGGUUUGUAAAAGUGAUUACGGAGGGGUUUAAAAAUUGGUCAAAAAGUGAUUACGUAGUAUUUUGUUAGGUUAAAGUAACAGUUUUUAUCCAUUUGUUUGGAGUGAUAAGAGACUAUUUUAUAGCAACUUUUUGACAUUUUGGAAUGUCAUCAUUAUAGAACCUCAUUUGUUCGAGGAUUGCCCAA